UAGUGCUCAUUGUGGCAGAAUUGCAGUGCACUGGACUAUACAGAGCAGGGUACCAUCCAGGCUGUUGUCUGUGAGGGGUGGGGUCCGGCUACACUGAUACCACCAAACACAAGCUCACAGAGGGACACAGAGAGGCAGAAAAAGGGGAGAAAAAAAGAGAGAGAAGAGGGGGGAAGAUUGCACCUGAAGAGGAAUAUAAUACGGGAUGAAAGGAGACACCCCAGUGAACAGCACCAUGAGCGUCGGCCAGGCCAGGAAACUGGUGGAGCAACUGAAGAUAGAGGCUAGCUUCUGCAGGAUAAAGGUAUCAAAGGCAGCGGCCGACCUGAUGGCAUACUGCGACGCACACGCCUGUGACGACCCCCUGAUCACCCCCGUGCCCACCUCAGAGAACCCUUUCAGGGAGAAGAAAUUCUUCUGCGCUCUGCUUUGAGACAAAUCAGGGAUUGUUGUGAUUUAAAAGUACAACUGUACAGUAUGUACAUGUAUGUACAGUGUGUACGCGUACUUCCAAUUGAAAUAAGACAUCAAUGUACUAUAGUAACCUUGCAUAAAAGCUGCCGAUGUACAGUACAUAAUCGACUACAAAAUGUCUCGAACUAAAUUCUUUAACUGCUGACAUCUGUCUCAAUGUUUAGAGGGGGAAAACAAAAAUAACACGGGGAUCUGAAAACCUAAAUCAAUCAACAAAGACCCAAAAAAACACGACUAGAGGUCUAAAGAAAAGAAAUUUCAAGAACAGAUAUCACCUGGUUGAAAACAUGUACAUCUCAUGCUCAUAUGUUUAUUACAGGUAACUGCCAAAAAGGACGACAUUCGGAGCAUCAAGUGUCUUAACAGGCUCCACCAGUCACAGGAACUCAUUCAUGUGAAUCCUGCAGCAUUUGAAACAUUUAACUGGGACGCUAAAUUCCCACAUUAGGUCUAUGGAUUAUGGUGGUGCUACAUGUAUCAGAUGCUGCUCUGAUAGGUCAGGGCUGUUCUCCCCCCACAUAAGCUGUCCAUACAUUUGAGAUCCGGCAACUGAGAAAAAGACGAGCCUAUGUUAGGUAAUUAAGUAUGACAUUUCCCAUAAAUGACACCAUUUCCAUUUGGUGACUACUCGUAGAUGGAGGUAAUAACCCACCAUCUUCCAUCAGAAUAGAGAGCAGAGGUCUUCAUACCAAAUGUUUUUUCCAUCAACAUUUAGAUUGUCUUUUAGAGCUGCGGCCCAUCUAUUGUUAAUAUAUUUUGUAUUCUUUAUUCACUGGGGUUUCCUCUGUUUUGGCAGUUACUUGUAUCUACCAAGGACAACAACUAUUUAUGAGUGGAUUAUGAUCAUAUAAUCAAUUUCUUUCAAGGUUUUAUUAAGAUUUUAGCAUUUUGCUCAUUUCUAUACUGUUGCUGUAGUGUGGAUGUGGACACGUGUGUGUGUGUGUGCAUAGGUGCUACUGUGAAACUUAAGCAACAACUCUGAGCAUCUGAUCACUGUCAUAUCAAGAUUUUAUAGUUCAAUAGCACACAGACCCAAAUUAAGAAUAAAAAAGAAAUAAAAAAUCUAAAAAAACAUUCCAGGGGUUAUGGAUAUUCAAUAUACAACCUAAGCCAUUGAAGCAGAAUCAGAUAUUCGGUUACUAUGAGUCUGUCACGUCAACAGUUUUCUAUUUCUUUGAGGCAAAAAACAGCAGUUAUAUUGUACUUUUACAGACAGGUGUACAUCAUCAUUUGAACUGAUCAGGUCUGAGGUCCGUUUCUAGAAAAAUCAAGGAAAAGACUAAUGUUUCUAUUCAUUCACAUAAAACGAGGGCUGAUGAGAAUGACCUGGGAAUUUCCAUUUUAAUUAAAAGUUUCACUUUCUCCAUGGUUAUUUCUCCAUCUACAGUACAGGCAAUUGUUUGGUUCUGUUUAAUCAUAUCCACAAAAAAAACAAAAACUGCUCUUCUUCUAGCAUCUUUGACAUGAUGAAACCUUUGGGAGCACCUGCUCUGGACCAUUUUAAAAAAAUAAAUAAAUAACAUGUAUUUUAAAAGUCCUGCAAAUAUCAAAUUUGGAGCUUUGGUCAAAAAAAGUAACCAUGGAAAAUCAAGCAUUGAAAUAAAACCUCCUGUCAUCAAAA
Molecule: messenger RNA, 2095 nt
Organism: Lates calcarifer (barramundi perch)
Lineage: Eukaryota; Metazoa; Chordata; Actinopteri; Centropomidae
Gene: gng3
Product: guanine nucleotide binding protein (G protein), gamma 3
Exons: 3
Coding region: 206-433 (75 amino acids)
Biological process (GO): G protein-coupled receptor signaling pathway
Cellular component (GO): heterotrimeric G-protein complex
Molecular function (GO): G-protein beta-subunit binding
Source: RefSeq, a predicted model, not a curated record